This is a messenger RNA of Mastomys coucha (southern multimammate mouse), 4545 nucleotides long. RefSeq names its product family with sequence similarity 214 member A (gene Atosa). The coding region runs from base 514 to 3735 and encodes 1073 amino acids. The transcript is spliced from 13 exons. NCBI's taxonomy places the organism in Eukaryota, Metazoa, Chordata, Mammalia, Rodentia, Muridae. The record is from RefSeq and is a predicted model, not a curated record.
GACACGUGACCAGGGUAGUGUUUUGACAGGGCAAACAGUGAGAGAAAGAGUAAAGAGCGAGCGAGCGAGCGAGGCGGGCAGGCAGCGGGGCCGGUGGAUGCGCGGGCGCGGCGUCUGGGCGUCUCGGCGUCUCGGCGGCCGCGGGGUCUGCGCGCUGCGCUCGGGGAGGCGUGGCUCGGAGCACGGAGAGUGAUGUGAGCGGCCGGGCGGCCGCAGGGAGCAGUGCCGGGAGGAGGAGCGAGGGGUCCCGGAGGGCGGUGAGCGGGCGGACCAUGGGAGCGGUUCCCGGGUGGGCUGAGCCACGCGUGAGUCGGCGCGGCUGAGGACAUGCCCAGACUCUGCUGCUGACCGGCUCCGGCUGGAACCCGGCUACAGAAGCCUCGGCGAGGCUAGCCACAGGGGAUCCCCGCAGCGUUUGGAAAACGAAGCAGAAGCCGUUGAGUCAGCCGUGUGCCGGUUGGAAGAACCCACACCUGUGUUUUACAGCACUUUGGGUGGAAAUUGGAUGCCAAAAUGAAGCCAGACCGAGAUGCCUUGGAUGAGUACUUUGAAUAUGAUGCAGAGGAGUUCUUGGUCUCUUUGGCCUUGCUGAUAACUGAAGGGCGGACCCCUGAGUGCUCUGUGAAAGGCCGUGCAGAGAGUUUCCACUGCCCUCCGGCGCAGUCUCGUUUCCCACCAACAGCCAGACAUGAAUGCAGUGACAAGCUGGCCCAGUGUCGCCAAGCCAGACGAACCAGAUCUGAGGUCACACUGUUGUGGAAAAAUAAUCUUCCAAUCAUGGUGGAAGUAAUGCUUCUGCCAGAUUGCUGCUACAGUGACGAGGGACCUAGCACAGAGGGGACAGAUCUGAAUGACCCCGCCAUUAAGCAAGAUGCACUGUUACUGGAGAGGUGGAUCUUGGAGCCUGUUCCCCGACAGAAUGGUGAUCGCUUCAUCGAAGAGAAGGCCCUUCUGCUGGCUGUCAGAUCGUUUGUGUUUUUUUCUCAGUUAAGUGCUUGGCUAAGUGUUUCUCAUGGUGCUAUUCCACGAAACAUUCUUUACAGAAUCAGUGCUGCUGAUGUCGACCUGCAGUGGAGUUUUUCACAGACUCCAACUGAGCAUGUGUUUCCCGUUCCCAAUGUCUCUCACAAUGUGGCCUUGAAAGUCAGCGUUCAAUCCUUACCCAGACAAGCUCAUUAUCCGGUUUUGACCUGUAGUAUUCAUACUAACAUUGGUCUGUAUGAGAAGAGAAUUCAAGAACAGGAGCUUAGAGCCUGUCAGCACCAUGGCCCUGGUGAGGUAGAGUACCGUUGUCCCAGCAGCUCACAGAAUCUAUGCAGCAAGCACACAUGGACCAUGGCACCUGUGAGUGCCCUGCAUGUCAGAAGUGGCAUGCCUCCCGAGUACACUGCAGCCAUUAGAAAUGUCAGGCUUUGCCCAGGCACGGGUAGCAAGUCUGACCACGGGGCACCUCAAGCCAGUGUCCUGGGUUUCAGUGGCACCGGAGGAGAUGUGAGGCCACAGGAGACAUCAGUGAGAACUUUGAAGUCACUCUCUGUGAUCCAUUCCAGUGUCUCCAGCUGUCAGAGCUCUAGGCAGCCAGUAGGGGAGCCUAAUCCUUUAAUUGACUCCCUGAUUCAGGAUCGUCAAGAAGUCAUUGCCAGGAUUGCUCAGCACUUGAUUCACUGUGACCCCAGCUCCUCUCGCAUGUCCGAACUCCCCUAUAACACCCAGGAGACCACGUCACUUAGCCCAAAGCUUCACCGAGUUUCACAGGAAAGUGGGUGUGUGAGAAGAUGCAAGGAAGCAUUCUCUGUCUCUUUUGGGAGUGCAGAGUUUGGCUCCCCAGGAGACAGCAGGGAGGGAAAAGUGAGAGAGAAGUCAGAAAGCAGGCCAGGAGAAACCUGCGCCUCUCAGUACCCUCGCCAGCCUGCUGGGGAGGCGAGCCCACUGAUUGGCUCUUUGCUCCAGGAGCGUCAGGAUGUCAUAGCCAGGAUCGCACAACACCUGGAGCACAUCGACCCUGCAGCUCACAUUCCCCGGCCUGCAUUCAGCAAGCACGACUCCAAUUCCAUUCCUUCUAAAGUGUUCAGGAGUUCAUUUGAUGACAAAACCUUGUUGAAGAAGGACAGAGAGAAUAUCUCUGUUUCUGCUUCUCAUACAGAAGUGUCCUUAUUGGGAGAUCGAGGUGAUGGGAAAAGCCUCAAACCUAGUAAAUGCUUCCGAUCUUUCAAAUACAGUCCUCAAGAAAAGCUUCUGAAACCUGAAGUAAGAACUCAGGGUCAGAGCCAUCCUGAUGACGUGACCCACACAGCCAGGCAGGAGCUGCUGAACAAGGCUGGUGGCUUACUAACUUCCUCUAACUCAUCUCUCUGCAAUGAAAGCAGCUUGGGUUUGAUUAGCAGAUUGGAAAGCACAUCUUGUAAAUUACAACUUAAGGAGCAAGAAAUGAGCCAUGAAACUGAGAAACAGUGUUUGCAUUGCAACAGUAUUGACAAACAGACUUGCACAAAUAAAUAUACGGAGAAAAUAAAAGAUGAGAAUAGCCCAAGAUCUCUCAGUCACCUCCAGUGUGAUGAUUCAAAAGGUAUUGACUCGAACAUAAAAGUGACUAUGCUGGAUAUGCCUGACUAUUUGAGCAACUACAAAACUAAUUGUUCAAAUAAAGACUCCAAAAGAUCAAAGACAUGUGAGCAAAGCAUUCAGCUUGACACAGAAAAUGAUCUCAGUGAAGAUAUUGAGGGUUCCAAAAGCCCAGUAUCAGACCAACUAAAAACUGAGCAGGAGGAAAAAAAAGAUUCAAUUGCCGGAAAACCUCAAAGUGUAAAGCACUUUUUGUCUACAAGCGAAAGACUGAAAAACGCAGACACGUUGAGGACUACACUGAAACAUUCAAGUGUCUGGAGGAAACAUAAUUUUCAUUCCUUGGAUGGGACAUCAACUAGAGCCUUUCAUCCUCAGACGGGGCUGCCUCUCCUCUCAAGUCCAGUUCCUCAAAGAAAAACUCAGUCAGGCUGCUUUGAUCUAGACACGUCGCUGCUGCAUCUGAGAAGCCUAGCCUCUAAAAGCUCUCGACCAUGUCUGAACAUUGACGAGGACCCAGAUGUUCAUGAAAAACCUUUUUUGAGUUCAAGUGCUCCACCAAUCACAAGUCUUAGUCUCCUAGGAAAUUUUGAGGAAUCGGUUCUGAAUUACCGUUUAGACCCCCUCGGCAUAGUUGAUGGCUUUACUGCCGAGGUGGGAGCCAGUGGGACUUUCUGCCCAACGCACUUGACUCUGCCAGUGGAAGUGUCCUUCUACAGUGUUUCGGAUGAUAAUGCUCCCUCGCCUUACAUGGGUGUGAUUACUUUAGAGUCCCUUGGUAAAAGGGGUUAUCGAGUACCUCCUUCAGGAACGAUACAAGUGACCUUAUUCAAUCCUAAUAAGACUGUGGUGAAGAUGUUUGUUGUCGUGUAUGACCUACGAGGUAUGCCAGCCAAUCACCAGACAUUCCUGCGACAGAGGACGUUUUCUGUUCCUGUUAAACAAGAAAUGAAGAGAAGUAUUAACAAAGAGAACAUCCAGCACACAGCACAGUUGCUACGCUACCUCAUACACCUGAGGUUCCAGAGUUCUAAAUCUGGAAAGAUCUACCUCCAUAGAGAUGUCCGGCUCCUGUUCUCUAGAAAGUCCAUGGAGGUUGAUAGCGGUGCUGCGUAUGAACUCAAAUCUUAUACUGAAUCGCCAACAAACCCUCAGUUUUCACCAAGAUGUUGAUGAGGAGUACAACUUAAAAAUAUUCGCUCAGUACCCAAGCCUGAACAUGAGCAUUCACAGAGUGGAAUACAUCAAAUGAAAGCCAGCAGAGCGGGGUGACCCUCCUCUGUUGUCCUGGGCCAGAUUUUAUUAAAGGACCCCUGAAGUGAGACCCAUGACUCCUAAGUGGACUGGAAGCACCUGGGUUUUUGCCCUUUUCGUACUGUUGAAACCACUUCAUUGGACAGUUGCAAUAGCAAAAUCCCCAGUUAGAUUAGUGUUUACACAUUUUAUUUCUGUUAUUUAAUAUUUAAUGUUUUCCUUAAUAGUCAAGUGGUGUUUGUCUCUAGUGUUCUAAUGUAGCACAAUCCUAUGUAAAAUCAUACUAUGUAUUUUUGACAUUAAUGUUGAAAUUGAAAUAUAUGCGUAAGUCUUUAAUUUUGUGUGGUGUGUUUUAAGUGCUGUUCCUUUAAGCUACUGAAAAUGAGAAUGAAAUGUUGGGCUUCUUUAAGAUUAAUGCACUAUGCAAGCAUGUAUGCUUUUUCUAUCUCUCCAGGUUAGUUUUUAUAGCACUCACCCAGGGGUUGUCCCUGGGAGUCUGACAAAGCUGCUCCCAUCCUCCUGGCAAGCGCUCAGCCUCCUGCCCAUUCUCAUUCCUUCUAAGGUCCCCCCACCCCAGAAAACAGUCUAUUUUCCCUGAAUCACUACUGUAGAGGUUUUACUUUAAAUUGCUGCCCCAUGCUAGAUAAUUUUCUCACACUGUUAAAAAGAAUAUGUACUUUGAAAAGAAAUUAAUAUUUAUAUUGUAAAUAUAUGCAAAAAAACCUGAAA